This is a messenger RNA of Capsaspora owczarzaki ATCC 30864, 426 nucleotides long. RefSeq lists its product as hypothetical. The record is from RefSeq and is a predicted model, not a curated record. The transcript is spliced from 2 exons. Lineage: Eukaryota; Filasterea; Ministeriida; Capsasporidae. Bases 1 to 426 code for a protein of 141 amino acids.
AUGUCUGAUUCCAGCCAAUACAGCCAAGGCAGCCAAAGCAGCGCCCCACAGCAGCAACUUCGCCGACUUGCCUCGCCCACUCAAGACCGCCCACCACAUGAGAUUGUGCGCCCUCGCUUGGAGGAGUCAGCAACACGCGAAGCAGUUCGAGCCGCAGACCAGUUGCAGCCAGACGAGCAGCCAGCGGAGCAGCCAGCCAACGAGCGAGCCAACGCGCCAGUCAACGAGCCAGCCAGGCAAGGUGACCAGCAAGCCAAUCAGCCGCCCAACGAGCCGACCGAAAGGAACGCCAGCGCCUCAACGAGCUUGCUGCAGCCGCCCGCGCAGCAGAAAGUGAACAACUGGCUCUGCAGUAUGAAACUCGUGCAGAUAACGUUCAGCAAGAAGAGCGGCUGGAAGAUGCCAGAGCGCCGUGCAAUUCAUUGA